Vavraia culicis subsp. floridensis is the source of this 754-nucleotide messenger RNA. RefSeq lists its product as uncharacterized. Bases 85 to 747 code for a protein of 220 amino acids. The record is from RefSeq and is a predicted model, not a curated record. The transcript has a single exon. Gene Ontology annotation, biological process: transcription initiation at RNA polymerase II promoter. Gene Ontology annotation, cellular component: transcription factor TFIIE complex. Lineage: Eukaryota; Fungi; Microsporidia; Pleistophoridae.
AGCCCCAGCCCAUUCCGUAAUGGGUAUAUUUGAAACAAUCAGUUUCACCCAUCUUUAAAGCAAUAGCAUUAUUGUUGACACAACAUGGCAAGCAACAGAUAUUCUCCGUUCCCAUCUUACAAAGAGAAUAGCAGGGCACGUCACAUCAACAGUUACAUACACACUAUCAUACAGUUCAUAAAGAACUAUGACCGCCCGUUAACAUUUGAUGAAAUAGAGAAGAACACCAAUUUGAAACUAACCGACAAUAAGAAACUGCUAAAAACACUCACAAAGAAUCCUAAGAUAGUUAUAGGUGAUAAUACAUUGCUGUUUAAGCCGCUAUACAAUAUAAGAAAUGAAAAAGACCUUGAAAAUAUUAUGGUUGCCACAAAUUGCGAGUAUGGCAUAGAAUUGGAGAAGCUGCUUGACUCUCCAAUCGAUAUAAAGCCGUUUGUGCAGAAUUUGCAGAAAAAAGCGGUGAUUUUUGUUUUGAAAGACAUCGAUAACUCUGAGAUUGUUUUUUAUAACAAAUUGUACUUGCCGCCAGCCAAUGAUAAGAUUGUUGAACUGUACAAUAAAAUAAAAAUACCAAACUACCAAGAUGUCCUCAAGGAGCUUAGCUCGGCAGGAAUCAAGGUAGAGAGAAAGGCGCAAGAGGAGCGAAGGAACAUUGUGGUAAAGAAAACGAAAAUUAAAAAGUAUAAGAGGAAGAUUAAAAUAACAAACACGCAUGUUAAGGAGCUCAACUUUAAUGAUUUAGAUUAAAAGCUGU